Messenger RNA from Penicillium cinerascens, 453 nucleotides. RefSeq lists its product as uncharacterized. Bases 1 to 453 code for a protein of 150 amino acids. NCBI's taxonomy places the organism in Eukaryota, Fungi, Ascomycota, Eurotiomycetes, Eurotiales, Aspergillaceae. The record is from RefSeq and is a predicted model, not a curated record. The transcript is spliced from 2 exons.
AUGGCCCGCUUCAGCCUCUUUUCAAUCACCAUUUUUGUGGUCCUCGCCGCCAUCGCCCUGUCCAUGCCCACCAAGCCCGACUAUGCCCAGGGCCUGACCCUCGCAAACGCGUUUGCUGGCCUCAAGACUGCCACAAAAUCUCUGGAGGGGUUCGGCGACAAGAAGGAUACCAAUGACAAGGAAAACGAGGACAACCAGGCCCUGGCGGCCGCCCAAGCCGCAGUGAAGUCGGUCAAGGGUGGAAAUGACGACAAUGACGAUGAUUCUGACAAGCCCUCCGGUGCCCAGGAUGAGGUGAACGACAAGCCUACUCGCACCGAGAAGAAGCUCAGCUCGGGCAACUUUGUCACUCCUUCCGCUACCCACACCCACCACCCUAGCUCCCAGCCCAACGCUCUGGGCAAGCUCCCUCUCGUUGGUGGCCUCCUGGGUGGCACCGGUGGUCCUCUGUAA